UAAAAAUUGAAAUGGAGAAAUCUUCCACAAUUGUGAAGGAUCUUAUCAAAGUGAAGGCUGCUUUGAGAAAGAGCUUAAGGAAAGAUAGAAAAGAGUUCUAUACUGAUGACACAAGAGAACUCUUUAUAAACCAAGACACAGGAUAUUACUCUACACAAUACAGCAAGGCUAUUAUAGAUCUUGUGAACAAGCAUUUUGAUCAGGAUGAGAUCACCGUUGCAGGUUUCUGGCCGAUCAGAAGUAACAGAGAGGUUGAAUGUGAUUACCUCCUGAGAGAUUUACACCUAUACUCUGAAAAGAAUUCACUGGGUAAGAGCUUUAAAUUUUGCCUCCCUGUAGUUGUUUCCCACGGAACUCCGCUUAUUUUCAGAGAGUGGACGCCAGAGACAGUGCUUGAGGAUGCAUCCUUUAAGACUAAGAUACCGCCAGUGGACUGCCCUGAGCUCAUUCCAGACUGCAUCAUUUGUCCAUUGCUAGGAUUCACUCCUGCAGGGGAUAGAAUAGGAUACGGAGGAGGAUUUUAUGACAGAACAAUCACAAAAAUUCUCAAAAGUGCAGAUAAGCUACUCACUGUUGGAGUAGCUUUUGAGGUAAUGAAAUGCACAGAGAUCCCUCAUGAUACAGAUGAUGCCAAGCUAGAUUAUGUAGUUACUGAAAAGUCAGUCUAUGAUUGAGCUAAUGAUUUGAUUCAAUAAAAAUUAGACACAA
Molecule: messenger RNA, 708 nt
Organism: Moneuplotes crassus
Lineage: Eukaryota; Ciliophora; Spirotrichea; Euplotida; Euplotidae
Source: the annotation of a GenBank genome assembly